Molecule: messenger RNA, 698 nt
Organism: Drosophila novamexicana
Lineage: Eukaryota; Metazoa; Arthropoda; Insecta; Diptera; Drosophilidae
Exons: 3
Coding region: 30-623 (197 amino acids)
Source: RefSeq, a predicted model, not a curated record
CACGCGAAAUUUGUCAAUAACAAAUAAACAUGCCGCUGGAGCCCCAACGCUACAAAUAUUACAAAACACAACUGAGCGAUAUAUUGCAGAGCGCAACAGCUCUCAUUCGCACCUGCUACGACGCAUUAAGCUGCCAAGCACCACAGCUCUCUGUACAAGCGAAUCGCAUUUGGGAGCUCAGUCAACGACUACGUUUAGUCUCUGGAAUCAACGAAGCGGCUGCUGCUACACUGCUCUCAGCUUGCCAUGACGCAUAUCGACCCAUUUACCAGUUCAUAGAUCAGCAGCAGAAAACUGUGGCUGAGGUUGCUGUCCUUGUGGCAGAUUUUGACCGAGAACGCCAGGCUCUGACAGAAGAGCUGGGACAGGUGGAAGAGCUGAGACGGUGUACACUUGCCGAAUGGAGCUCUUGGCUAGCACAAGCGCUUAGCGUGCUGCAAACCCAAACCAAGUUUUUGGAGCUGAAUUCACGUUUCCUUCUGCCUACGCUAGUGCAGAGCUCAACAAUCAAACAGUUCACACAAGAUUUGGAGCUUGCAACGCAUUACAAGGCUAAAAUUGUCAUGGGGUUAGCACAAGCCGUGCGCCGACCAGAGCUAUUGCCUUUGAGUUUGGCAACCUGAUUGGCUUCAUCCAAAUACACCAAAUAAGUUAUUAAAAUAAAAAUCGAUUUAUUUGUUUAAGGCUGUCAUCUGCAA